AUGGCGAUCAGWCCGGCGCCCGAAUCUGUUGCCAAACAUGCAGCGGCCACUAUCCACUCACCUCGAGAUCCAAAUACUCUGUCAAAUUACAACGCSUGGCGAACGAGGCACACCUCUGCCGACUUCGAAGUUGACUUUACUAAGAAGCGUCUAACUGGAAAUGUUCAUCUUACCUUGGAGAAGCUUGGCGAAGGCGAGCAAAAGAUCGUCCUCGACACGAGUCAUCUGGACAUCAGCAAUGUCCAUGUCGGUGGAAAGGAGGUCAAGUGGGACCUCUCAGCCAGCCGAGUUGAGCCAUACGGUAGUCCAUUGACCAUUCACAUCGCUCAGCAGCACCUGGAGGCCGCUGCUCCGCAUCUCACAGUUCGUAUUGGGGUCUCCACCACCAAGGAUUGCACAGCGUUGCAAUGGCUCACUCCCGCGCAAACCAGCAACAAGAAGCACCCUUACAUGUUCUCCCAGUGCCAGGCCAUACAUGCACGCUCCCUUUUCCCAUGUCAGGAUACUCCCGACGUGAAGUCAACCUUUACAUUCAACAUUCGCUCUCCUCUUCCGGUUCUGGCCUCGGGCUUGCCAACUGGGUCUAGGGACUUUGAGCACGGCAAGGAGGGCAAGCCUGGAACUUUGCUGUAUACCUUCCACCAGUCUAUCCCCAUGCCAAGCUAUCUCUUCGCUAUUGCCAGCGGUGAUCUUGCAUCUGCCUCUAUUGGACCUCGCUCGACUGUGUGGACCGGACCGGAAGAACUCAAGGCGAGCCAGUGGGAAUUUGAGGAUGACACCGAAGCGUACAUUCAGUGCGCCGAAAAGAUCGUAUUUCCGUACGCAUGGACUCAGUACUCAGUACUGGUUCUUCCUCCUAGUUUCCCUUAUGGCGGUAUGGAGAACCCUGUCUUCACGUUUGCCACACCGACCGUGGUAUCAGGCGACAGACAGAAUAUUGACGUGAUUGCCCACGAGCUGUCACACUCAUGGAGCGGCAAUCUGGUGUCGAAUGCCAGCUGGGAACACUUCUGGCUCAACGAAGGAUGGACAACAUACUUGGAGCGUCGUAUACAGGCUGAUAUUCAUGGCGACGACAAACAUCGCGACUUCAGUGCAAUAAUCGGUUGGAAAGCGCUGGAGGACAGUAUUCAACAGUUUGGAGAGGAUCACGAGUUCACCAAGCUCAUCCCGAAUCUAAAGGGCGAAGAUCCCGACGAUUGCUUCUCCAGCAUCCCCUACGAGAAAGGCUUUUGCUUCCUAUACCGACUCGAGAAGCUCAUUGGCAAGGCAAAGUGGGAUAAGUUUAUCCCGCACUACUUUUCGACUUGGCAGAGGCGCUCGGUGGAUAGUUACGAGUUCAAAUCAACUCUUCUGGAUUUCUUCGCGUCCGACACUGAAGCAUCGAAGAAACUCGACGAGCUAGACUGGGAUGAGGCCUUCUACAAGCCAGGCUUCCCAGAAAAGCCUGCCUUCAACACUGAGCUUGCAGAUAUGUGCUACGUCCUUGCGGAUAAAUGGCAAGCUCUGAACGAAGGCAAGGCGGAUUUCAAGCCCAGCAAAGACGACAUCAAACAUUUCAUGGCCAACCAAAGUGUUGUUUUCCUCGAGAAGGUGCAGACUUUCUCAAAGCCGCUCUCGCCAGAGCUGGUUGAGCGAAUGGGUGACGUGUAUGAUUUUGCAGCGAGCAAGAAUGUCGAGGUGGUGAGUCGUUAUCUUGUCGUUGGACUGCAGGCUCAUGCCCAGAGUGUAUACCGCCCGACGGCGGCKCUUUUGGGACAAGUCGGACGUAUGAAGUUUGUGCGGCCAUUGUACAGGGAGCUGAUGAAGUGCGAUUUGGAUUUGGCGAAGCGGACCUUUGAGGAGAACAAGGAGUUCUACCAUCCAAUCUGCAAGGGAAUGGUGGAAAAGCUGUUUGAGAAGUAUCCCAAGGGUGCUUAG
Molecule: messenger RNA, 1920 nt
Organism: Ramularia collo-cygni
Lineage: Eukaryota; Fungi; Ascomycota; Dothideomycetes; Mycosphaerellales; Mycosphaerellaceae
Product: probable Leukotriene A-4 hydrolase homolog
Exons: 5
Coding region: 1-1920 (639 amino acids)
Biological process (GO): proteolysis
Cellular component (GO): cytosol
Molecular function (GO): aminopeptidase activity; zinc ion binding; epoxide hydrolase activity
Source: RefSeq, a predicted model, not a curated record